Messenger RNA from Aspergillus mulundensis, 2619 nucleotides. RefSeq lists its product as uncharacterized. Gene Ontology annotation, molecular function: protein binding. Lineage: Eukaryota; Fungi; Ascomycota; Eurotiomycetes; Eurotiales; Aspergillaceae. The record is from RefSeq and is a predicted model, not a curated record. The transcript is spliced from 4 exons. The coding region runs from base 1 to 2619 and encodes 872 amino acids.
AUGACUUCUCAUGAUUUUCAGCCAUCGUUCGAAUACAUCAAGGCUCAACAGCAGCUCUUUCUUGAAACCAAAUCAUUAUCGCGUUCCGACUCUAGAUCAGCCAUGUCGGAAACCACCGAGAUCAUUGAUUCAGACUAUGAUACGGACUCAAGGAAUGCAACAUCCGAUAGCGAGCCUUAUAGGAGUGCGGACUCGCUCGUGGCGGAGAGUGUCACAACGCUGUCAACCCUGGACGAGAUCAAAACUCCCGAUUCUACCGGCCUGACUUCAUUCCACUUCCACCUCGAUGAUAGCCCUAUCAAGGGUCCUCAGGGUCCGCACCUCUUUCGAACCUCCGAGGACUCCCUUUCUAGACCUCAACUUACACCCGACUGGACGGACGAGAAGGCUCCCGACAGCGCUGUAGCCACACAUUUUUACACCGGUUUCAAGACGGGACCAAAUAGGAUCGAGCCGGAGCGGAAGGACACUCCUGUCGUCGACGUCACAGCGCAAACACCCCCGCCGCCUCCACCUGCCCCGGCCCGUCCUACAUCCAGAAUCGGCGUUCCAAAUUGGUCACCAAACGAGGUUGUCACUUGGUUGCAGUCGCUGGGAUUUGAGGACUCCAUCAUCGAAAAGUUCUUCAUCAACGAUAUUACAGGACCUAUCUUACUUGAACUCCAGAUUGACGAUCUCAAAGAGCUUGAAAUCUCCUCGUUCGGCAAGCGCCAUCAGCUGAUGGCCUUCUUGCUGCAGCUCAGGAAUGUCUACCCCAGACCCUACUUACCGACACGGCGACAAGAGACGCGGACCCCUCAAACCACCGCCGCUGAGGUGGGUGCCGAUUGCACUAGCCCCAUAGUCGAGUGUGAUGCUCCGCGGUCUCGGUCCGAUUCCCGAUCCUCGAGUCAGCAGCAGCACCGGCAACACAGUCGUCAAAAACGCGGCCGGCAUGGUACAGAGAUUGUUCCUCAGGAUUCGGUUUCCAUUGUUGCUAUUGAGCAGUUGCUCCCCAAGCUACAUGUGUGCUCCAAAGGAGAAAACUGUCGCAAGUGGCUAAGACAGCAGACUAAGAUUGCUCGUCUGCUGAAGGAUCUUCAAGUGGAAGGCCUUGCAGGCUCUGUUCUUGUUGCAGGUGAUCCGGGAAGCGCUGCUAACGCCCCUCCCGCGACCAAGACGCCCAAGUUGGAAUGCAAAUCAUACGGGCCGGAACCAAAGCCGAAAAUGGAGUCAAGACCACAAGUGCAAGAGCCAAAGCUCAAGCCGGAACCGAGACCACAAGUACCAGAAGCCAGGCCCAAGUUGGAAGUGAAGCCACCUAUCGCAAAUUUCAAGCCCCCCAAGCCCGAAACAAGGUCGCCAAAGUCAGAUGCGAAGACACCCAAGUCCGAGGUGACUCCUUCUCUUGUGGCUUCGUCGGAUAUUAUGGGAAUGAACAUCAAAGCCGAUAUUCAUCUUUCGCAGGAAAGGCUGAAUGACGUGCAAUCUCGGGAUCCGCAGGAGAAUGUACGAAACUUCUUGAGCUUUCAACGACUCAGUACUCUUCAGCCAGUCACAGACCCUGCCACGCCCCCUGCAGACCAUGAUGCAUCUUUGGAAAAUUCACCUACAUCAUCUCAAAAAGGUACCCCAACUCUGGCGGAAAAUCUCCGUCACCUUCCAAAGUUGCGGAUACCCAGCCUUCAGGUCCCAAGCGAAACGACGUUCUCUCCCAACUACUCCGCACAGCGUACCAUUACUCCGUCUGUCUACCGCAAGUCAAGGCAGUUUCCCGCUGUCAGCAGAGUCAAGUCACCCAAUCCUUACAGCGGUCUGUUGUCGCCUUCAGACUUCUACCGCCAUGAUCCUCACUAUGGACAGCGCACACCUUUGUCCAGUGGUGACGCCCCUUUGACAGCGAUCCGCCUUGGCCCAAUCGAGCGAGGCUUCUCCCAAUCUGUGCCGCCGGAUAUGAGGUUUGGAAAUCAGGCUGACGACGCCCGCCCGGCCUCGAGGAACGAAAACCAUCGUCGACUUCAUUCUGCCGUCAAUGGGCCAAGCUUCCGUCCAAUGGUUCCCGUUGUGGAACGCUCGCCGUUGCCCCCGAUUGACACUCUUGAAGACCUCGAGAACACCCCGCGAGCACCACACUGCAGGAACAAUCCCUUCAGCCCUAACUCUGCGCACGCCAACGAUAUUAUUCAUAACGGUUGGAUGAAGAAGCGAAAGACGACCAAGCUCAUUCGCCAUGAGUGGGAAGAAAACCACUUCACCCUCCGAGGUACUCAUCUCUGCAUGUAUCCCGACGAGCAAGCUGCUCUCCGGGACUCGAAAGCCUUGGAGCGUAUCGAUGUCGAUGACUAUGCCGUGGCAUGCUCUUCUCUGCGAUCAACUUCAAAAUUGACAGCCGCUUUCAAGAAGACUGUGUUGAAGCGGGUCAAUGACAGCCAGGCACCGGCGGCGUUCGCAUUUUCGCUCAUUCCUGCAUCCACUACGGAACGCAAGACUUUGAUGCCAGGCGGACCCAAGUCACACCACUUCUCCGUCGAGACGCAGCAGGAGCGCAUCGACUGGAUGCGGGAGUUAAUGCUUGCAAAAGCUCUCCGACGAGGCCGGGAAGGCGGCGAUUCUGUCAACCUCAAUGGCCAGCCAUUUUAG